AUGACGGGACUGCCGGCGCUCUGUGUGUUUGCAGCCGUGUUCAACUACGUUUCUGCCUCGACGGAAGUCUGCACCAACACCCUCCUACCUGGAGCUAAAGGAGACCAAGGUGAGAUUGGUGACGAGGGAGAUCUGGGAAAACUGGGCAAGGAUGGACCACCAGGACCUCCAGGCGUGCCAGGAGAGACGGGCCUUGAUGGAGAGGGGGGCCACACAGGAAAGAUGGGGCCUAUUGGAGACAUGGGUGACAAAGGUGACACAGGUUUGGAAGGCCCUUCUGGUUUAAAAGGAAAACCAGGCACAACGUGUGACUGUGGCAGGUACAGGAAGGUGGUCGGACAGCUGGAUGUCAAUGUAGGCAAGCUGAGGAAUGCCGUCAAGUUUGUGAAGAGCGUCAUCUUGGGGCUGAAGGAAACAGAAGAGAGGUACUACCUGCUGGUCAAGGAGCCCAAGAGGUUCAGAGAGGCUUCAAUGAACUGCAAGCUAAGAGGAGGCACCCUGGCCAUGCCAAAAACCAGCAACACCAACCAUCUCAUGGCAGAGUAUGUCAGUCAGGCAGGACUGACGAGAGUUUAUGUCGGAGUGCAGGCUCAAAGCAAGGACACAGACGGAACAAGCAGCUAUGUUUAUGCAGACUCCAGCCCUCUGCAGGGGUUUGCAGCUUGGAGCCCAGAGGAGGAAUUAGGUUCCAGAGUGGCUCCCAGCACAAACUCCAGCUGCGUGGAGCUGCUCAGCACUGGAUCAUGGGGUCGUGUGGAGUGUGAAGCCUCCAUGUUUUUCAUCUGCGAGUUCCCAAAGAGCAGGAGAAGAGGAGGAGGAAGAGGGGCAUCUGCCGGGGCAUCAUCAUGA
Messenger RNA from Chelmon rostratus (copperband butterflyfish), 849 nucleotides. It is a transcript of the gene colec10, whose product is annotated as collectin sub-family member 10 (C-type lectin). The transcript has 7 exons. The record is from RefSeq and is a predicted model, not a curated record. Bases 1 to 849 code for a protein of 282 amino acids. NCBI's taxonomy places the organism in Eukaryota, Metazoa, Chordata, Actinopteri, Chaetodontiformes, Chaetodontidae.